AUGGGCAGAAGAAAAAUCGAGAUCCAGCCAAUUAAUGACGAGCGGAACAGAACUGUAACGUUCGUGAAGCGAAAAGCCGGGCUGUUCAAGAAGGCCCACGAGCUGUCGAUUCUUUGUAAGGUUGACAUCGCCGUGAUCAUCAUCGGCCACAACCACAAGGUGUACGAAUAUUCGUCCAACGACCCGCAGGCGGUGAUAGAGAAGUACCAGCAGUCUGGACAGACCCAGGAGUCGAAAAGACCGCAAGACUAUGGCAAUUACAAGCUAGUUUCCAGAGUCUCGACCAAGAAGGGAGCCAGAACCGACAACAGACACGUGAAGCAGGAGUCUGUGGACGAGGACAUAUCGGACGACCCGAACCACUCUGAAAUGGACGGAGAAGAGGAUGACGACGCAGACUAUGAGGAAACUCCUACUAAGAAACGCAAGCUCUCCAGAUCAGUGUCGUCUGAGGAUCGUCCGCGAAGACCAGCUUUUGUGCCGCCCAAAGAGACAGCCGCGGUACAGCUGAACUCCAAGCUGUCCAAGCGGCCGCUGCUGAGCUUGCAGAUUCCUAGCAACGACAGAUCGAACUCCGAUAGCGACAUCACGGUGACAGCCAUGGAAUCGGGUCAGCUGAACGAGAACAAGAACGGUGCAGACUCUGGCGCCGCGCGUGCGCGGACGUCGCCAAACGCGAAAAAAGUCAGCAUUGCGGCCACCCCCACGUCCAACACGUUCCUGCCAGGACUCAACAUCAUGACCCAGCAGAACGCCCAGAACCCGCUAGACCAGACCAACUCCUCCAACAAAUCGACUCCUGUGUCGGCGACGCUGCCCCACGGGCUGUUCUCCUCGCUCCCGCAAAUGUCGCCGACGCAGAUCCUCCCGACUCCGAUCUUUCCCCUGGGUCCGCAACAACAGCAACUGAUGCAGCAGCAGAACUUUGCACCCUACAGCGCCAAAUUUCCACCAAAAUCGUCCACGGGGCCGCCUCCGUUCUUCAAUUACACGGGAGACACCCCUGUGCUCCCUUCGGGGCUCUCGUCGCGGUAUCUGGACAUGUUUCCCUCGCCUAAUGUAUAUUAUAGCCAGGACUGGCCUAUGCCGAUGGGGACAGGAAAUCAGCCCGUGCAGAACCCAGGAGGCCCGCCAGGACCGGGUUCCAACGGCCAGCCCGGCCACCACGUGCCGCAGCAGCUGAACCAGCAACAGGAAGGCGCCAAUAACGGCGACUCUGGACAAAAGGGCGGCCCUACUUCGUCGUCUGGCACCGCGUACGGGGGGCCGACAAGCAGCAGCGGCACACAGGGCCAGGAGGGGAACUUCUCCACGCUGACGAGCCCGCUACAAGUUAUCGGCUCGGCGAUCUACAACCAGGCUGCCCAGGCCGCGCAGGCUGCCGAGCGACGAGAGGAAGACAAAUGA
Molecule: messenger RNA, 1407 nt
Organism: Ogataea angusta
Lineage: Eukaryota; Fungi; Ascomycota; Pichiomycetes; Pichiales; Pichiaceae
Exons: 1
Coding region: 1-1407 (468 amino acids)
Biological process (GO): positive regulation of transcription by RNA polymerase II
Molecular function (GO): protein dimerization activity; RNA polymerase II cis-regulatory region sequence-specific DNA binding; DNA-binding transcription factor activity, RNA polymerase II-specific
Source: RefSeq, a predicted model, not a curated record